Messenger RNA from Penicillium paradoxum, 1203 nucleotides. RefSeq lists its product as uncharacterized. Bases 1 to 1203 code for a protein of 400 amino acids. NCBI's taxonomy places the organism in Eukaryota, Fungi, Ascomycota, Eurotiomycetes, Eurotiales, Aspergillaceae. The transcript has a single exon. The record is from RefSeq and is a predicted model, not a curated record.
AUGCGCCACUUCGACACCUGGGUCCUCCGUGAUCCCUACUCCAUCUGGCACUACUAUCCCACCGGCCACCGUUGGCGAGACACAGUCCGAGAUCUGAUUCAGUCGCGCGCAAUCUGCGCCCCAGAAAAGAGCCUCAAUUCAGCCCCCAUAGACCCGUGGACCUAUCCCACCUCCCACCUUCAAUCCCAAUCCCAAUCCCAAUCCCAAUUCCAAUUCCAAGAUGCCCAAUCCCAAUCUCCCCUCCUCCGCCUCCCCACCGAACUCCGCCAAAUGAUCUGGUCCUACGUCCUCACCAAUUGCGAAACCCCAAACACCCAAUUCCCUCAAUUCCUCCACCUCGUCCAACUAAAAGGCAAAAUACGCCACGUCCGUUGCACCAAAAUCCACCCCCAAGGCGACGCCCCUAACCCCGCCCUAACCCAAAACCGCCACUGUUGCCCAACAACCCCAGCCCGCUGGCGCAUCUACGAUGGCCGCGUACCAGGCCACAGCGAUAGACUUCUGUACCCGCACACCCACGAACAUCUCCCAAACUCUUUGAGCAAUUCCAACACCGCGCUGCUGCGUGUCUGUCGCUCCAUCUACGGCGAAGCCGAAACAAUCCUGUACAAAGCCUCGCAUUUCGAUGUCGACGAUUUAUACACUUUCAUCGCAUUUGCAUCGUCACUGUCGCCUGCGGCUAGGAGUGCUAUUUCCAGACUCACUGUCCAAUGGAUGCCUGUCUGGACGCCAAUGGCUGGGCUCGAUCAUAAGGGUUCGAUCUAUGCGCAUACGCAUAGUGAUGAGCUGUGGGUGAAGUUUUGGAAUUCCGUGGCUGGUCUGGAGGGGUUGAAGGUUCUUGGCUUGAGUUUGGAUUUGGGACGGUUUACGAGUGUGGUCGGGAAUGGUGGUGAGGCGGUGGUUUCCGGACAGAGGAUACCUUUCGUGAUGGAGGAGGGAUGGGUGAAGCCGUUGUUGCAGGUUCGGGGACUGGAGUCAUUUGAUCUGGCGGUUACGGCGAGGUGUGAUCCUAUGUCGCGGGGUGUUGUUGAAGGCGAAUUGGUUAGGGAUGUUGGGCUCUUGAGGGAUGGAUUAAGAGAUCUCUUGUGUCGACCUAGGGAGAGUGGUGGAUUUGGAUUUGGAAUGAAGAGGAAUAUGGAGUGUGCGGAUGGGCCGAGGGAGAGGAGAAGAAAAGGUGUAAGAUUGGCCAUUACUGCUGCUUGA